Saccharomyces mikatae IFO 1815 is the source of this 1098-nucleotide messenger RNA. Its product is annotated as putative peptide hydrolase. Bases 1 to 1098 code for a protein of 365 amino acids. Gene Ontology annotation, biological process: DNA damage response. The record is from RefSeq and is a predicted model, not a curated record. Gene Ontology annotation, molecular function: single-stranded DNA binding. The transcript has a single exon. Lineage: Eukaryota; Fungi; Ascomycota; Saccharomycetes; Saccharomycetales; Saccharomycetaceae.
AUGUGCGGUCGCUUUGCCUUAGCAUAUGACAGCGGAGAUUUGAUCAGUCUUCUAGGCGAAUGGAAUUUGCCAGUAAAUGCGCCUCAGGAUACCUCGUUGAACAUCCAACCUUCACAUGAUAAAGAUGAUACCAAAGAUCAGACCACUAUUAGUGGGAAGGUAUUUCAAGCUGCUUAUAACAUUUCACCCACAAACUAUUCCGCUGUAUAUCGUCCCGAUACUAAAGCUAUUCAAUUUAUGAGAUGGGGUCUUGUACCCUUCUGGACUAAAGACGCUUCACAAUUUAAGACUUAUCGCACCUUUAAUGCUCGCUUAGAGAAUCUACAACAGAGUAAAAUGUGGAUGAGACCCUGUGAGAAGAAAAGGUGUGCUGUACUCAUGAGCGGACAUUUUGAAUGGAAAACCAUAGGAAAGAAGAAAAUACCCUAUUUUAUCUCAAGACGAGACGGAAAGUUGAUGUUUGUAGCAGGGAUGUAUGAUUAUGUGGAAAAGGAAGACCUAUAUACGUUCACCAUAAUUACCGCACAAGGUCCCAAAGAGCUAGAGUGGCUGCAUGAAAGAAUGCCUUGCGUGUUGGAACCUAACACUCAUAGUUGGGACGCGUGGAUGGAUGUGAACAAGACAGAGUGGAGCACUGAAGAACUAUUAAUGCUAUUGAAACCAGAGUACGAUGAGUCGAAGUUUCAGUUUUAUCAAGUCACCAACGACGUGGGGAAGACUACCAACACUGGAGAACGACUAAUCAAGCCCCUUUUGAAGGAGAAUGCAGAUAUGUUCAGCGUUAAGAAAGAAAAGAAAGAAGCUUUUUUUAAAAUUGACAACGAACAAGGUGUUGGUAAUGAAAAAGAUGAUGAGUUAGUCAAAGGCGGAAAUGUUUAUAAACAAAAGCAAGAUCUGAAAGGGAAUUACUGUGAUGUUGCGAAAAACGAAGAGCAAGAGGAGACAACUCGACUAGGCGAAGGAACUAUAAGUGAUCGUGUAAAGAAGGAAGAAACAAAUGAACUGCAUAAAGGAGAGGGAAGGGAAAAGAAGAGAAACAUCGUAAAUAUGUUGGGAAACCAAAAGGAUUCUAGAGGCAACAAAAAGGUGAAGAAGUGA